AUGAAAUCUCAUAAAGUGAAAACUAAUAAUUUAGAAAAAGGACCUUUAGUUACUAGCUAUGUGCGCACAAACGAAUUAAGCUAUAAUUUUUUUGGAUAUAUGGAUAUUGCAACUGAAAAGAGAAGCUCUAUAAAGCGUAUGUUUUCAGGAACUUUUAUUAUAUCAUUAAUUAUUUUUUUUUACAUAUUUCUACAAUAUGAACAUGAAUUAUUAAGAAAUGAUAUUAAAAAACAAUAUUACAAUGAAUAUCACUCGAGAAUAUUUGCAGAAAAAAAAGGAUUUUUUAAAAAAAAAAAAAAAGAAGUAUCUUAUUAUCUUGAAAAAAAAAUUUUUGAAGAUGAACUUAACGGAUAUUAUGAAAAUAAGAGAAUCAUUAUGUUGGGUAUGUUUUUUAGUAUGAAAGAAGAACUACUACAUUCUCCUCAAUUAGAUAGAAUUCCUGAUUUUAUAAAACACGAAAUAUGGGACGUGUGGUCUUACUUUUCACAUAUAUUUAUAUCUCAGUUGGAAUUAAAAGAACAGGAAGAUAUUAGAAAUAUAGAAGAAAACGGUUACUUGCAUACGGAAACUGUAAAUCUGUGUAAGGAAAUGACUGAGAAAUGGUUUAAUAUGCGCUUAAAAUUAACGAAUAUAUAUGUUCGAUUCUUACAUUAUUCAUUCAUGAUAUGGAAAUAUGAUAAAUCACGAGCACAUGUUUCAGUUACAUCUAAAGGAAGAGUAAAACUAUUACAUGAUGGAAUAUUAGGAAUGCCAGGUAUGGAACUAAUUAGGUUACCUGAUGGAAAUCUAAGAAUACAAGAAAGAGAAUCAGAAAGUUCUUCUGAUUCAUCAGAAAGAGUAACAAGAAAACCUGUUCAAGAAUCAUUAGAUGCACUAAAAAAUUCAUUGGAAAUUCCACGAAUCCAGGAUCAAAAUUUAGAAGAAGAAGAAGAACCUAUAGAAGAAAAUAGAAGUACAAGAUGUUCAUGCUUCGGAAACUUAUUUAGAAGGUGUAAAUAG
Messenger RNA from Plasmodium gallinaceum, 999 nucleotides. RefSeq lists its product as hypothetical. The record is from RefSeq and is a predicted model, not a curated record. Bases 1 to 999 code for a protein of 332 amino acids. The transcript has 2 exons. Lineage: Eukaryota; Apicomplexa; Aconoidasida; Haemosporida; Plasmodiidae.